This is a messenger RNA of Culex quinquefasciatus (southern house mosquito), 493 nucleotides long. RefSeq names its product signal peptidase complex subunit 1 (gene Spase12). Gene Ontology annotation, biological process: protein targeting to ER. The record is from RefSeq and is a predicted model, not a curated record. Bases 148 to 441 code for a protein of 97 amino acids. The transcript has 3 exons. Gene Ontology annotation, cellular component: signal peptidase complex; endoplasmic reticulum membrane. Lineage: Eukaryota; Metazoa; Arthropoda; Insecta; Diptera; Culicidae.
GCAUCUGUCAAACAUCCGAGAAUCUCGAUUUUUGCUCCGUGGCCGCCGCUUGGAGAGAUUUCCUGACGUGUUUCUUUCGCUGAAUUAUAGUACUGGACAAAAAGUGCUUAUUUUGCGGUAAAAGAAGUUCAAUAAUUGUGAUUUACGAUGUUUAACAUUGCAACGCACAUGGACUUUGAGGGCCAGGGACGCGCCGAGCGUCUGUCCCGGUUGAUCAUCACCCUGUUCGGCGCCGUCGGACUGGUCUGGGGCUACGUGAUCCAGCAGUUCUCCCAGACGGUGUACAUUUUGAUUGCCGGAGUGCUGCUGGCUUCGAUCUUAACCAUUCCGCCUUGGCCAAUCUACCGCCGCAAGGCACUAAACUGGCAGAAACCCCGUCCGGAAGCUCAAGUCACAACCCCAGGAUCGGAACCCGAGUCCAGUAAGAAAAAGAAAAAGUAGUUUGUAAGCUUUCUUUAAAUGUCUUUAAAUAAACAGUAUCGAAAUAACAAAA